CGUAGUGAGACCCUGUCUCAAACCCCACCCAAAAAGAAUUUGUUUCUUUUCCUAUGGACGGGGCUGCUACCCACACAUUUUUCCUGCCCAGGGCCCAGCACGUCUGAAUGCCUCCCUUGGGUCUGCCAACCCCCUACUCAGAUGGGGAAACUGAGGCCCAAAGGGCAAAUGUGGGCGCCCCGCUUGCAGUGUGGCCAACCUGUAAGAGUUUGCUGAGUGCCAGUGUCGACCCUCCUGCCCACUCUGCUCUCUGCUCUGUCCCCAGAUCCUGGUCUCACCAGGCGGGACCAUGGGGAGGAAGAAAAUCCAGAUCUCGCGCAUCCUGGACCAGAGGAACCGGCAGGUGACCUUCACCAAGCGGAAGUUCGGGCUGAUGAAGAAAGCUUAUGAGCUGAGCGUGCUGUGCGACUGCGAGAUCGCCCUGAUCAUCUUCAACAGCGCCAACCGCCUCUUCCAGUACGCCAGCACCGACAUGGACCGCGUGCUGCUCAAGUACACCGAGUACAGCGAGCCGCACGAGAGCCGCACCAACGCCGACAUCCUGGAGACAUUGAAGCGGAGGGGCGUGGGCCUCGAUGGGCCUGAGCUGGAGCCAGAGGAAGGGCCCGAGGGACCGGGAGAGAAGUUGCGGAGGUUGGCAGGGGAUGGAGGUGACCCAGCCCUGCCCCGACCCCGGCUCUAUCCAGCUGCCCCCACGAUACCCAGCCCCGACAUGGUGUACGGGGCCCUGCCACCUCCAAGCUGUGACCCCAGCGGGCUUGGGGAGGCCCUGCCCGCCCACAGCCGGCCGUCUCCCUUCCGACCAGCCGCCCCCAAAGCCGGGCCCCCCGGCCUGGGACACCCCCUCUUCUCCCAGAGCCACCUGUCCAGCAAGACACCGCCCCCCCUGUACCUGGCCGCGGAUGGGCGGCGGCCGGAUCUGCCUGGGGGCCUGGCGGGGGCCAUCCCAGCCCAGCCCGGUGGGGUACGCAGCCUGGGAGAGGGGGGAGCCUCCCCGCCUCCUGUCAGCGUCAAGUCGGAGCGCCUGUCACCCGCCCCGGGGGGCCAGGGCGAUGCCCCCAAGUCCUUCCCGUUCCCGCUGCUCCUGCGGCCGGGGCCACUGCGCCGCCUGCCCCCUGCCGACGGGUGGCCGCGGUAGGGUGCGGGGGCCGGGGGACCCCGUGUUGAGGACACCCACGGUGAGGCUGGGGGGAUGCCUGUCUGCGUGGGGCUCCUCUCUCCUCCGUCUGCAAUCCACCAAUA
Fukomys damarensis (Damara mole-rat) is the source of this 1242-nucleotide messenger RNA. It is a transcript of the gene Mef2b, whose product is annotated as myocyte enhancer factor 2B. The transcript has 7 exons. Bases 290 to 1138 code for a protein of 282 amino acids. Gene Ontology annotation, biological process: positive regulation of transcription by RNA polymerase II. NCBI's taxonomy places the organism in Eukaryota, Metazoa, Chordata, Mammalia, Rodentia, Bathyergidae. Gene Ontology annotation, molecular function: protein dimerization activity; DNA-binding transcription factor activity, RNA polymerase II-specific; RNA polymerase II cis-regulatory region sequence-specific DNA binding. The record is from RefSeq and is a predicted model, not a curated record.